Molecule: messenger RNA, 1781 nt
Organism: Phyllotreta striolata
Lineage: Eukaryota; Metazoa; Arthropoda; Insecta; Coleoptera; Chrysomelidae
Source: the annotation of a GenBank genome assembly
GGGGAAUAGUCGAAAAUUGUGACAACGCACUGUUUAUAUCAGUCUAUCAUAAGGACCUCUCGCGAUAUAUUCAGAUCAGGAAGCCGUUUUUGUAGCGACGAUGUUCGCGUAGAACAGUAGCUAAUUACCUUACCUAAUUACUGAAAAUUUGACAUGUCUUCGCCGAAGCCGCAGAACCAGGAGCACAUCAAGAGGCCCAUGAACGCGUUCAUGGUGUGGUCGAGGGGACAGAGAAGGAAAAUGGCCCAGGAGAAUCCGAAAAUGCACAAUUCGGAGAUAUCCAAGCGCCUGGGGGCAGAGUGGAAGUUGUUGAGUGAAGGUGAAAAAAGGCCGUUCAUCGACGAAGCGAAGAGAUUGAGGGCUUUACACAUGAAAGAGCACCCAGACUACAAAUACCGUCCAAGACGAAAGCCAAAACCCCUAAUGAAAAAAGAACCGAAAUUCGGCUUCUCCAUAUCCCCUUUGCUAGCUUCCAGUCAUUUAGACAACUCGCAGCUUCCCCGGCCGCUCGUCCCUCCCAUAUCCUCAGCAUCAGGUCUACCAACAUUCGAUCACGAACACUUAAAACUAUCCAGAACCCUCUUUCCCCCGCUGCCGUACCUCUACCACCCCUUCAGGCAUCCCGAAGAAACGAAAUUCGCGGCCGAGCUGGCCCUGUUGUACAGCAACAACCCCAUUUACCCGCCCGGUUUGAACUGGUCGAUGGCCAACAACGUGGGCCCCAACGUACCGUGCAACAUCUGCCCUCCGACGUUCCCCAGGAGAUCGCCCAGCCCGGAGAGCAUAAAGAGGCCCGUCUGCGUCAUCAUGAAAAACGACGAGUUCCGGAACGAACCGCUGCCGGCGCACGUUAUAUGAAAACCGCUUCCGGUUCUUCCGGAGAGGUUGAACCUGGGUACUUGGUUUAGUGAUAUUUCUAAUUUGGCGACGUCUAGCGUCGCCGCCGCUUCGUCAGGAGCUACUGAAUAUAGAGAUAGUCAAUCGGGUAGAGACAGUGAUAGUCCUUGCGAUUUGAGUGAGAAAAAUGUUAGAUUUACUAAUUGAACGGGUCUGUACAGAGGAUUUACAAUGAAUUAAUAUAAUUAAUAUUGUAGCGAUGCGAUGGUGACUUGGGUCUAUUUUAUUCUGUACAAAUUUACAUUUUGAGACAAAAAUUGAGAUGAAUAUAAUCAAUGAAAAUAAUAAAUAUUCUCGCAAUGUGUAUUCAAACAAUUCACUAAAAUAAAGGAAGCGCUAAUUUCCAUUCACACAGUAUUAUUUUUAGUUAAAAAAACAGAUCCGAGUUAUUUCGUACAAACUCUAAGGUAUUAAAUCCGUUUACAAUAAAAACUAGGUAAAAGUAUUGUAUUGUAAAAAUGUUUCUCCAUUUUCAGGAAAAAAUAAUUAAUCAUUAAAAUAUGAAUCAAAUCGAACACAAAAAUCUUCAAGAAAUAAGUUAUUUUGAAUAAGGUAAUUCCAAAGGCUAAUUUUUUGUAAUGGAAACUCUAACCCGAUAAAAAAUGUUUUCUUGUGAACCUAAACAAUUUUUGCAAUUUUACAAAAAUUGCACUUCUCAAUUUUGGACACUUUAUUUAUAUAUCUACAUAUACUGAGAAGCCCUAAGUAAUCAUAAUUAACAAACGAAUAGUUAGUGAUAGUUAAGGGGCAGUGCAAUUUUCUAUUGUUUUGUUGUACUCACGUAAACUACUUAAAAUUGGCACUCGAAAUAGAAUGAGUUACAUUUUAACAUUGUAAUAAAUGUGUGUUUGAAAUUUCUUGUUAAUAGCAAUUAUAUUUGUUCG